UCCGACCAAACAUGGCAUCUCACGAAGGGGAUUCAGAAGCCGGUGCUGGAGGAAUGAUGUGGAUGCUGUGUGCUGCACUGCUGGUUCUGAGCUCUGUCAGCUCUGUUGAUGGAGACUCAAAAGCCGUUACCACAACACUGACUACUAAAUGGCCCUCUACACCUCUCCUUCUGGAGGCUAGUGAAUUCCUUGCUGAAGAGAGUCAGGACAAGUUCUGGGACUUUGUGGAAGCCAACCAAGAUAUUGAAAAGGAUCAUGAUAACACAGACUUGGCUUACCAUGAACUGAUCCUGAAGAGGGCCAGUGCACUGCUGAGCCCUGUGCAGCUAAACCUGCUGAAGUUUGCUUUGUCUCUGAGGACCUAUUCAUCCACUGUGCAUUCUUUCCAGCAGAUCGCAUCUAAUGUGCCUCCUCCACCCGGCUGUAAAGCUUUCUUCAAUGUCCAUGGACAAACAACUUGUAACACAGAAAACCUUAAGGCCAUGAUAGAUACUGCCUUAGAACGGCCAAAACCACUUCUGUUUAAAGGUGAUCACAAAUUUCCUUCAGCCAAUCCAGAUGCACCUGUUGUGAUUCUUUAUGCUGAGAUGGGCACCAAAGAGUUCUCAACAUUUCAUCAACUGAUGCUGGGCAAAGCCAACAAGGGCCUGAUCACCUAUGUUUUACGCCACUUCCUGGCAAACCCAAGCAAAAGUAAAGUGUAUAUGUCGGGAUAUGGAGUGGAACUGGCUAUCAAAAACCAAGAAUACAAAGCUAAAGAUGAUACACAAGUUCAAGCAGGAGCAGAUGUGAAUGCAACGGUAAUAGGUGAAAACGAUCCUGUGGAUGAAGUUCAGGGCUUUUUGUUUGGCAAACUCAAGACUGUUUAUCCUGAACUAAAGGAACAACUAAAGGAGCUUCGUAAUCAUUUGAUUGAGAGCACCAAUGAGAUGGCCCCUCUUAAAGUCUGGCAGAUGCAAGAUCUUAGCUUCCAGACUGCCGCCCGUAUUCUGGCAGCUCCUUCUGUAGAUGCUCUCAACGUCAUGAGGGAUUUGAGUCAAAACUUCCCCACCAAAGCCAGGUCUUUAACAAAGACGGUGGUGAAUUCAGAGAUUCGUAGAGAGAUUGAGGAAAAUCAAAAGUAUUUUAAGGGCACAUUGGGCCUCCAGCCUGGUGACUCAGCUCUUUUUAUCAAUGGACUUAGUAUUGACCUGGAUGUGCAGGACAUUUUCAGCAUCUUUGAUGUGUUAAGGAACGAGGCGCGAGUCAUGGAGGGUUUACGCAGUCUGCAAAUAGACAACACUUAUAUCCACGACAUCCUGAAACUUAACGUCCAGCCAUCAGAUUCGGACUACGGCGUGGAUAUCCGCAGCCCUGCUGUUAACUGGAUUAAUAACCUGGAGACAGAUGGACGGUAUAUGUCUUGGCCGUCGAAUGUACAGGAGCUACUCCGGCCCACCUUUCCUGGAGUCAUUCGACAGAUCCGCAAGAACUUUCACAAUUUGGUGAUGAUCGUGGACCCGACACAUGUGAAUACGGCUGAGCUGAUCAGCGUGGCAGAGAUGUUUUACAGCAACAACAUCCCACUCAGAAUUGGACUGGUGUUUGUGGUGAAUGAUUCUGAUGAUGUUGAUGGGAUGCAGGACACUGGUGUGGCCCUGCUCAGAGCUUUCAACUACAUUGCCAGUGAUGUGGAUAACCAGAUGGCAUUCGAUGCCGUUAUUUCAAUGCUGAACAAAGUUCCCAGUGGAGGCCUGUUGAAGGUGGAGAAUGUGGUGGAUGUGAUGAAAAAGAGAUAUCCCUACAUAGAGAUCAGCAGCGUCCUGGGGCCUGACUCUGCCUAUGACAACAACAGAAAAGAGGGGAAAGCAUAUUACGAGCAGACCGGUGUUGGCCCGCUGCCCGUGGUCUUGUAUAACGGAAUGCCUUUACAGCGUGAGCAAUUAGACCCCGAUGAGCUGGAGACGGUCGUCAUGCACAAGAUCCUCGAAACCACCAGCUUUUUUCAGCGUGCCGUGUACCUGGGUGAACUAAACGGUGAUCAUGAUAUGGUGGACUUUAUCAUGAAUCAACCCAACGUGGUCCCACGAAUCAAUUCCAGAAUCUUGACCACCAGCAGGAACUAUCUGGAUCUCUCCGCCACCAACAAUCAUUUUAUCGAUGAAUAUGCUCGGUUUCUCUUCCUCGACACCAAAGACAAGAAUGCAGCAGUGGCCAACAGUAUGAAUUACAUGACAAAGAAAGAUGAUGGCAUCAUCCGUCCUGUGACUUUCUGGGUGGUGGGUGACUUUGACCAGCCCUCGGGAAGGCAGCUGCUUUACGAUGCCAUACGACACACGAAAACCAGUAAUAAUGUCCGUUUGGGAGUGAUCAAUAACCCCAGCGAGAGCCCAUCUAAUGAGAACAGUCUGAUAGCUCGCGCCAUCUGGUCAGCCAUGCAGACACAAACCUCCAACAACGCCAAGAACUUCAUCACCAAAAUGGCUAAAGACGAAACUGCACAGGCUCUGUACGCAGGGAGUGACAUUGCAGAGUUUGCUGUUGGGGGCAUGGAUGUUCCUCUGUUUAAGAGUGCGUAUGAAUCUCCUAAAGUGGACUUCCUGUUAGCUCACUCCGCCUUUUGCCGGGACGUCCUCAAAUUGCAGAAGGGUCAAAGAGCUGUGAUCAGCAACGGCCGGAUCAUUGGUCCACUGAAGAAAGGGGAGAUCUUUAACCAAGAUGACUUCCUGCUUCUAGAAAGCAUCAUCCUGAAGACGUCAGGGGAGAGGAUCAAGGGCAAAAUUCAACAGCUGGGCAUGGUAGAGGACAGAGCUAGUGAUUUGGUCAUGAAGGUGGAUGCACUGCUCUCCUCCCAGCCCAAAGUUGAAGCAAGGAUGGAACACACCUUUGCGGAAGACAAAUACAGUGCAAUGAAAAUCAGGCCAAAGGAACAGGAAGUGUACUUCGAUGUGGUCGCUAUAGUGGAUCCAGUGACCAGAGAUGCUCAGAAACUGGCACCUUUCCUCCUGGUCCUGAAGCAGCUGGUCAAUGUCAACCUGCGAGUGUUCAUGAACUGCCAGUCCAAGCUCUCUGACCUCCCGCUGAAAAGUUUCUACCGAUAUGUCUUGGAGCCAGAGAUAGCCUUUUCGGCAGACAGCAGCUUUGCUCCAGGUCCGAUGGCUAAAUUCCUGGACAUGCCUCAGUCGCCCCUGUUCACUCUCAACCUUAACACACCCGAGAGCUGGAUGGUUGAGUCUGUCCAUACUCGCUAUGAUCUGGAUAACAUCUACCUAGAAGAGGUGGACAGUGUUGUGGCCGCCGAGUACGAGCUUGAACAUUUAUUACUGGAGGGUCACUGUUUUGACGUAACGACGGGUCAGCCGCCCCGCGGGCUGGAGUUCACACUGGGCACUGUUUCUGACCCAGUUAUAGUUGACACCAUCGUCAUGGCCAACCUGGGUUAUUUCCAGAUGAAAGCAAACCCAGGAGCCUGGAUCCUCCGACUACGAAAAGGCCGGUCGGAUGAUAUCUACAAAAUCUACAGUCAUGAUGGCACAGACUCUCCAGCCGAAGCUGAGGAUUUAAUUGUCGUCCUUAACAACUUCAAAAGCAGGAUAAUUAAAGUGAAAGUGCAGAAAAAGCCCGACAUGAUGAAUGAGGAGCUUCUGAGCGAUGAUACUCACGAGAACGAGUCUGGGUUCUGGACGUCUCUAACCAGAGGGCUUACUGGUGGUUCCAAACCAGUCGAAACCAAGCAGGAGAAGGACGAUGUCAUCAACAUAUUCUCUGUGGCCUCAGGUCACUUAUACGAGAGGUUCCUCAGGAUAAUGAUGCUGUCUGUGCUCAAACACACCAAGACACCUGUCAAGUUCUGGUUUCUCAAAAACUACCUGUCCCCAACUUUUAAGGAAUUCAUUCCAUACAUGGCAGAGAAACAUGGCUUCCAGUAUGAGUUUGUACAGUAUAAAUGGCCACGCUGGCUCCACCAGCAGACAGAGAAGCAAAGGAUCAUCUGGGGAUAUAAGAUCCUGUUUCUGGAUGUGCUUUUCCCUUUGGCUGUGGACAAAUUCCUCUUUGUAGAUGCCGAUCAGAUAGUUCGCACAGAUCUUAAGGAGCUCAGGGACUUUGACCUUGAGGGGGCGCCGUACGGUUACACUCCUUUCUGCGAGAGCCGGACAGAGAUGGAUGGAUACCGUUUCUGGAAGUCGGGCUACUGGGCCAGUCACUUGGCAGGACGUAAAUACCACAUUAGUGCUUUAUAUGUGGUGGAUCUGAAGAAGUUUAGGAAGAUCGCAGCAGGAGACCGAUUGAGAGGCCAGUAUCAGGGUUUGAGUCAAGACCCAAACAGCCUGUCCAAUCUGGACCAGGAUCUGCCCAACAACAUGAUCCACCAGGUGCCGAUUAAGUCACUUCCUCAAGAGUGGCUUUGGUGUGAGACCUGGUGUGACAAUGCUUCAAAAAAGAAAGCCAAAACUAUAGAUCUGUGCAACAACCCUCAGACGAAAGAGCCAAAGCUGCAGGCUGCUGUGCGUAUAGUAUCAGAAUGGAGCGAAUAUGAUCAGGAGAUUAAGAGAAUCUACAAUCACUUUUUGGAAGAGAAAGAGAGAGCCAGCAUAGACAGAAUUCAGACAACAGACAGAAAACACACAGGUGGUGACAAGCACAUAGAGCUCUGAUCUAAUGCUGUACAUCUGAUGAAGAGGGGACUCUGUUUAAAGAGUCGUCUUUUCUUCACUCGUUUUAAAUAAGCCUAUCCUCCAGGAAUGGGUUGACAUUCAUGCUGUACUUGACUAGAAGAGAAAUAAUGCAAAUUCCCUCUUUUGUAUCUGAAUGGUUGUGGCUUAUGUUUGAUGGUGUUGGGUCAGGGUAAAGACAGACAUAGGGCAUAUUUUCUCGCACUUUUAAUGAUUAACCCCAAAACCACUCUGGGCCUGACACAUAUGUGCAUUUAUAAACGAAAGCAGUUUAACCUAGCACGGUCUCCGAUUGGUCAAGGCAGGACCCACAGGGAAAAAUGUAAUUGUGCGAGACACAAACACUGCAUGUGCACAAUUUUUAAUAUAAUAAGGUUUGGUAAAUGUCUCUCUUAACUGUAAUCAUGCACUGAAAAUGAUGAUUAAAUCGUGAAACACAGAUUUUGUGGAAUUUUAUGAAAUAAAAAAACUGAUUAAACAUUUUAUGCAAUCAAACAUCAGAAAAAUAAGUCCACCAACCAAAAUAUGUUUUAAUGUGCCAGCAUUUUACACCUGAAUAUGUUUUUUGUUUAAUUAAAAUUCUAUGUUUAAGAUUAUUAGUAUUUAUUUGGGGGGCCACAAAGCGAUUCACCCUACACAAAGGGGGCCUUGCAACGAAAAGGUUUGAGAACCACUGCUUUAGAAUAUUCAUAUAAUAUUCUUGAAAGAAAAUCUUGCGAGUUCAUUCUUCAAUAAUUCUCCUGUGUUCCAUUAAAGAGAGUCAAAUUGUUUGGAUCAUCAAAUAAAUUACGGAAAAUGUA
This is a messenger RNA of Triplophysa dalaica, 5452 nucleotides long. RefSeq names its product UDP-glucose glycoprotein glucosyltransferase 1 (gene uggt1). Lineage: Eukaryota; Metazoa; Chordata; Actinopteri; Cypriniformes; Nemacheilidae. Gene Ontology annotation, cellular component: endoplasmic reticulum. The coding region runs from base 12 to 4634 and encodes 1540 amino acids. The transcript has 40 exons. The record is from RefSeq and is a predicted model, not a curated record. Gene Ontology annotation, molecular function: UDP-glucose:glycoprotein glucosyltransferase activity.